AUGUGGAUAGCUGAAGUGCCGAGAAGAAAGGGUCGUGGCCUGGCUAAUUCGAAGCCACUUGAAAUUCGACGGCGAAAUGCCGGGAAGCCACUAGAUCUUCAGCUUGAUCCUAGGACGGACAAAGUGGUUGGCUUGGAGGACCAAGCUUUUGUCCGCGAGAUAGGCCUCCAAGUCACUUUGUUGUUGCCAGGACAUUACUUGGAUUUCGCUGAUAUACCUCAACAAUUUAAGGAACAAGUCGUACAAAGGAUGAAGUAUUUUUAUAAUGUUGAUGGUCAUCCAGAACCCGAGAGAGUUAUGAAAACUAUCUACACAGAGAUGCGCAAAAGAUAUUCUGAGAGAAAGAACAUCAGACAUACUCACUUCAAAAAAUAUUACUCUAAUCCGGAAGAUUUGCAGAGUGUUUUAGUUGCCCCACCUGACCAUUGCUCCAAGGAGAGUUGGAAAGAUAUUGUUCAGUUGUUUUUGAGCCCAAAAUUUAUCGCGCGAUCCAACCAAAACAAGAAAAACAGAAAAGAAAUGAAGUAUACAUCGAUGCAAGGCACAAAAUCGAUGGCGUCGGUCGGUAAUGGUGUUAAUACCGACCGAUUAUCACCGGUGGGGUUUUACCGGCGGACCUCCGCCGGUAAUAUAAAAUACCGGCGGAUUCACCCUGUAUUACCGGCGGGAUCCUCCGCCGGAUGGCCUUCGAGUAAGCUCAAAAGUAAUGGAAGCACUGAUGCAAUUGUUUCAGAGGAAGCAGCUAAGCUCCCAAAAAUAAAGUGA
Molecule: messenger RNA, 765 nt
Organism: Humulus lupulus (European hop)
Lineage: Eukaryota; Viridiplantae; Streptophyta; Magnoliopsida; Rosales; Cannabaceae
Exons: 4
Coding region: 1-765 (254 amino acids)
Source: RefSeq, a predicted model, not a curated record